GCACAAUCUGUUGACGAAGGUCGUGCGGUUAUUCAAACAUUCGCCUUAAUAUGGUUGUGAAACGUGCGGUUUGUUUUCUGAGGGGAUUAUUAUAUGAAUCUUAUGGGUUCUGGUUUUUAUCGCCUGUGCUUCUGCUUGUUGAAAUCAUAUGUGGCUACUUCAUUAUUAGUAAUGUUCCGUAUACUGAAAUAGACUGGGUCGCCUAUAUGCAACAGGUGGCCGGAUUUUUGAAUGGAACAUUAGACUAUGAUAAGUUGGAGGGCCAAACAGGACCUUGUGUGUACCCGGCUGGAUAUAUAUACGUAUACAGCUUCUUGCACUGGCUUACAAAUGGAGGGUCACUUAUUAAAACUGCCCAGUUUGUAUUCCUUGGAUUGUAUAUAGCAACGUUGUUACUGGUCUUCAACAUAUACAGACUUUCUUUUCAGGUUCCCCCUUAUGCUCUUUUUUUUAUGUGCCUCGUAUCAUACCGCGUACAUUCGAUAUACCUGCUAAGGCUUUUCAAUGAUCCAGUUGCUAUGUUCUUCAUGUUCGCCUCUGUCACUGCCUUGUUAUACAACCGGUUCACAAUCGGCAGCAUAUUAUUCAGCCUUGGUGUUUCGAUAAAAAUGAACGUGUUACUAUUCUUUCCUGGAUUUCUAACUGUGUUAGUUUGGCAUAAAGGGAUUUUAGAAACAAUCGGUCAUCUUUGUGAGUGCUUCACUGUACAAUUAGUAGUUGGUACACCAUUUCUGUUUCAUAAUGCUUGGGCAUAUGUUAGCCGCGCAUUCGAUUUCAGUCGUCAGUUUCUAUUUUUAUGGACAGUUAACUGGAAAUUUUUACCAGAAGACACAUUUUUGGAUAGGCGAUUUCAUUUAGUCCUGCUGAUCAUACAUUUAUGUCUGCUAUUUAUAUUCUUCUGGAAAUUUGUACGAUCUCGUGGUGGUCUAUUGAAUUACCUCUGUGUCUUCGAUCCUGAACGUAAUCCAAAGUUAGAUUCUACAGGUGCAUAACAUUGUAUGAUUGUGACCUUUCUUCCUUUUGAGUUGAAUCUUGCUGUCAUGAUCCUGGAGGAGAUUGGUUCCCACUGCAUGAGAGCCUUCGAUGCUCUUGAGGACAUCAUGAUAGCCACUCCCUCAGUGUGCUCGUGGUUGGCGUCUGGGUGACCGGAGUAGAUUAUUGAUUCUCCAGUUGACAGUUUGGAGAGUCCACUCCCAUUCCAUCUGCUUUCGCAAAUCCCAAGCACUUCGAUGUUAUACCUUCUCAUCUCCUUUGCAAUCUGGGCUGCCUUACUGGGUUCAAACAUCGUGCGGACAUUCCAUGUCCCCACGUUUACUUUCGCUUUCAUCGAGAGAAGACACAUCGGCCAAUUGGCUUCCCGAAGGCUUUCACCAACUGGCGUCAUUUCGCCUCUCCGAUUCCAGCGGGGAAUAAGUUUGUUUUCAUUUUUUAUAUUUUGUUUGUGCUUUGAAGUUUCUUUAGCGGUUAGAUUUGUUUUACGGGGUAGGGUUGCUAGCCCUAUGCCCAACCUUCCCUCUUUACCCGGGCUUAGGACCGGCUAGUAACUAGUAAACUAGUUAACCAGGCGAGGUUUAUAUGACUACAUGAAAUGUAUAUAUUUCGCUCUUAUUUAUUUAUGCAAAACACCUGCAAGUAAAUUCAAACAACCAUUUGGGAAUAAUCGAAUUGAUAACCGCUGUCCUGUUCUUUUUCUGAUUUCGUUAACAAUAUACAUUCAUCACUUUAUUCAACAUUGAAUCAUCAUCACCGGCUAGCUUUUCGAUCUUUAGAACACUGUUCAUGAGUUAAAUGGUUUAUAUUUCCAGUUUCAGUCAACUGACGAUGUAGCGCAACCUACUUUCUACUGUCUUGUACAUUAUAAAAAACUAAAUACUUUAGUCAACAAAUUCGUGUUUAAGUUGGUAUUUAUCGUGGACUGACAUCGGUUGAAGUACCACUGAAAAACUGGGAGUACCGGGCAACUUUUUCAGCCUGGUAUGGAACUUCUCAGCAGUGCCCACUCAUGACCCCGCCAGGCGUCGAACCCAGAACCUUCAGCUUUUGAGGCCAGCACAUUGCCAUUGAGCCACUGGUUAGGAAUCUAAUCGUCCACAGUUUCUGUCAAUUCACGAUAUAGUGUAACCUUUAUCCAAUGCUAUCGUUGAUUAUUUAUUCUCAAAAUUCAGUAAUCAAGCUCUCUCUGUCUCUCCACCUAACCAUAUCGAACCCAAGUACAGUCGCUUUAUCCCACCUUGUUGUGUGUUAAGGCAUGCAUUGCAAUAGCUGAGUUUUUUCUAGACUAUUCACCUUAGUUGGGUCUAUCAUGCUACACUUUUCUAACUUCUUAUACUGCGAUAAUCAAACUGACCUCGAUCGGCUAGUGUAACCUAUAUAUUUGACCGGUGAUUAAACAAUAUUUGGUAAACCAAACUAUUUUGUCUAGUUCGCUCAGGUUAACUCAUAAGAAUUGACUAGUCUGGGAUUUGAACUGUUUCUAAUUGGGCAUAAUAGCGACAGCGCAUAUGUUAGUGGUAUUCCUGAAGGCAAAUAUCGGCCUAUGAACUUUAAUAGUAUCAUAAAUACUGUUGGGAUUAUUGGUUUUAGGCAUCAAAUUAAACCAUUUGGACCCACUCAAAGGUGGCAUAAGUUAGCGUAUCAGAUCAUCUGUAGAUUUCUUAACCUUAUUCAUGACAGCAUUCAUAGGUUUCUUGAUCGCUUCAUACGGUCCUGUUUGGAUAUGUUCGUUAUUGUCAUUUCAUAGAUAAGUCAACAGUUCUAUACUUGUUCACAGCUGAAUAAAUACUCGUCAACAAAGAAUAUUGAUUCGUAUAACUCCUAUUUUAUUUUCCUAAUCGUCGAGUAUAUAUGAAGGUGAGUAGAAAAAACAUUUAUGAACUCAAGUAGAGCUAUGAUUCAGUUGUCUGACUAGUUUAUUGUUAGUCAUCAGGCGGUCAUUCGAUCAAUAAACGUAAAUUCACCCGACCUAUUUAAGAUUCAGUGACUGGUCCAUACUUUUUGUUUGAAAUACAUAAUGGAUUUAACUGACAACUUGGUGCAUACAUAAAUCUAUAUUUUCGACAAUAGAAAUUUCAGGAUUUACCUUUUUCGCUUUAAAAAUUUGGUUUUAUAUCAAGUUGUUCGCUCAGUUUUGUUCACAGUUAGAGGAGAUACUGACCACUUAUUAUAUUCACAUCAAUUUAAAAAUUAUCCAGCUGAAUGUGGUGCAAGUGUCUAUGCGCUAAACUUUGGAUCACACUUAUGAUGCUACCUAGUUGCUCAAACUCAAGUUGGUUGAGUUAGGUUUGAACCUAACACCCAUUGAUUGUAAGCCAGUGAGUCAUAUUUUUUCACCUAUUUGCACUGCCGACAUUUUAUGGAGAAUAAGAUUUGGGUUAUAUUUGACGGAUUUAUCUAUGUUGGCGUUACAGUGCCAAUUUUGUUCACUUCAGUUAAUAAUUGGUUUCAAGUUUUUUGUUCCUUUUAUCUGGUUUUGAUCUAUUUUUUAAAAUUUAGCUAUAAUAUAUCCAUUGUUUCUGUCAAAUUUCGUUGGUAUUGUUGUCAGUCGUUCGUUACAUUAUCAGUUCUACGUUUGGUAUUUUCAUACAAUCCCAUAUUUAUUGUGGUGUGUUAAACGCUUUUCUACUCCUGUUCGGUUGUUAAUUCUUGGCCUCAUUGAAAUCUGUUGGAACACUUAUCCAUCAACAAGUUGGAGUAGUGGUCUGCUACACGCAUGUCAUCUGUUACUACUAAUUGGAUUGAUUACGGAAUCUGUCCCGAUUAGAACUAUUUCACUUCAUAUGAAAAAGGACACCAAAAAUGUUGUCAAUACUCCUACGAAAAAUCACCUGAAUAGUACACGCAAAAAAGCUUCCAAAGCAUCACGACCCCCUGGUGGAAAACAAAAGCAGGCUUAAAAUGCUUCUUCUCAGGAGUUAGUUGUGAUUUUGUACUGACUUUAUGUCAAUUUUUGACCGAAUGUGUAAAUGUCUUGUAAAUCUGUUGUUCAGACUGAAUACAGUGUUUUGUAUCCAUA
Heterobilharzia americana is the source of this 4012-nucleotide messenger RNA. NCBI's taxonomy places the organism in Eukaryota, Metazoa, Platyhelminthes, Trematoda, Strigeidida, Schistosomatidae. The record is from the annotation of a GenBank genome assembly.